This is a messenger RNA of Durotheca rogersii, 2521 nucleotides long. Its product is annotated as acetylornithine deacetylase. Bases 263 to 2521 code for a protein of 752 amino acids. Gene Ontology annotation, molecular function: hydrolase activity. The record is from RefSeq and is a predicted model, not a curated record. The transcript is spliced from 2 exons. NCBI's taxonomy places the organism in Eukaryota, Fungi, Ascomycota, Sordariomycetes, Xylariales, Xylariaceae.
GAUAUGCGCAAUUUAGAGACAGUUUGGCAACGAAUUGUACCGAGAGGGCGCAAGAUAUAGACGGGGUUUUAUGAGGAGACGGGUCUCCCUUAAAGGGGGUAGAAAGGGAGAAAAUGAUGCGCAGGUUAGACAGGUAGGUUUUUUUUUCUCGACGAAGGCUACGGCGGAAACAAAAUACCAUGUUACAAUAUAAAUUUUCUUGAAAAAUAUUCCCGACCCAAUAUCCCGCUCGUGUAAGUCUUAGGUAUAACACCACACCACGAUGGUUCGUACGCGCCGCCCCGUCCACUUCAACCCGAGCGCCAGGACCUGGACGACGGCCACGCCCGCCUCUGCCGAGUCCGCGCGACGAUUCCACCAGGGCCUGCCGGGGUACGCGCCGACGCGGCUGGUGCCACUCGACGCGGUGGCGGCGGAGCUGGGCGUGGGGCGGGUGCUGUUGAAGGACGAGAGCGCGCGGUUCGGGCUUCCGUCGUUCAAGUUCCUAGGGGCGUCAUGGGGGGCGUUCCGGGCACUGGCGCGCGCGGUCAGCCUGCCGCCCGACGCGGACCUCGAGGCGGUGCGUCGCGCACUGGCUGCCGCGCCGCCCCGCGCCCUGUAUGCCGCGACCGAUGGCAACCACGGCCGCGCCGUCGCGCGCAUGGCGGCCCUCCUCGAGCUCCGCGCCCACAUAUUCGUCCCCGCGCACGCGCCCGCCGCCGUCGUAGACCCGAUUCGCGCCGAGGGCGCCGUCGUCACCGUGUCGCUGGGCGGCUACGAUCACGCCGUCGUGGACGCCGAGGAUGCUUCUCGCCGUGCUGACGGCGUCCUCGUCCAGGACUUCGCCUUCGGAACGUACCAGGAGAUCCCCCAGUGGAUUGUCGAGGGCUACCAUACCAUGCUGCGUGAAAUCGACGACGAGCUGGGGGAGAUCCGCGUCGACCUCGUGGUUGCACCCGUCGGGGUGGGGUCGUUCGCGCACGCCGUAGUCUCGCACUACAAGAGCAGGGACGCGCCGGCGGCCGUCCUCGCCGUGGAGCCGGAUACGGCAGCCUGUCUGUGGAAGAGCCUGAGACGGGGGGAGGUCCGGACGGAGGUGACGACUCCCACCAUCAUGGCCGGCCUGGACUGCGGAACGGUCUCAUCGAUUUCUUGGCCCGUCCUGCGGUCCGGCGUGGACGCCAGCCUCACCGUCUCCGACUAUGAGGCCCACGCAGCUGUUAUGUCACUGGAGCAGAUGGGCAUCUCGGCCGGCCCGUGCGGUGCUGCGCCGCUGGCGGCUCUCCGCCGGCUGGACGCUGCGGAUAAGGCCAGAUUGGGUCUCGAUCGUCGCUCAGUCGUGGUAAUACUCUGCACGGAGGGCUCCAGACAAUACGACACUCCCUUGGAUGUGUCGGCGGACGACGCUAUUUCUCUAACCCAAGCUCUAGUCCAGAUAGACUCGUCGAACCCGACGCUGGGAUCGGUACCGGGGCCUGGGGAGACUGACAUUGCCUUGUACAUCACGGCAUGGCUAGAACACCGUGAUAUAGAAACACAUUGGAUCGAGCCCGUAAAGGGGCGGCCUUCUAUAGUCGGGGUGGUACGUGGCUCGGGAGGCGGUAAAAGCCUUCUAUUGAAUGGCCACAUCGAUACGGUAACGCUUAUGGGCUAUGACGGGGACCCCUUAAGCGGGGAGAUCAAAGGAGGGAAGUUGUACGGUCGCGGGUCAGCAGACAUGAAAGGCGGCGUGGCCGCCGCAAUGGUCGCUCUCGCCAACACCAAGGAGUUAGCCCUCCGGGGAGACGUUCUCUUUGCCGGGGUCGCAGAUGAGGAAGCGGCAAGCAUCGGCACGGAACAGGUUCUUCAGGCGGGUUGGCGAGCCGACGCCGCCGUGGUGAGCGAGCCUACCGACCUCCACAUCAUCCGCGCGCACAAGGGCUUCGUGUGGCUCGAGGUAGAUAUUCACGGCCUCGCGGCGCAUGGCUCCCGUGCGGACCUCGGUGUCGACGCCAUCUCCAAAGCCGGUUACUUCCUAGUGGAGCUAGACAAGUACGCCCAACACUUGCUUCGAUCGACGGCAAGUGACGCCACCCUCGGAACGCCUACAGUCCAUGCUUCCAUAGUCAAGGGAGGCGAAGAGGCCUCCUCCUAUCCCGCUCGGUGCACGAUAGUACUAGAGCGCCGCACCGUACCCGGCGAGACGAGGGACUCCGUAGUGGCAGAAGUGCGAUCCCUGCUCGAAAAAGUUGCCAGCGAAGUCACAGACUUUCGCUUCGAGCUAAGGACCACACUAGACCGCUCCCCCUUUUCCAUUCCCCUCGAUCACCCCUUCGCAUCUCUUGUGAGGGAAGUGGUCGGUGGGGCUCUCGGGAGAGAACCCGUCGUUCAAGGUGCAGCUUACUGGACCGAUUGCGCCCUGCUCUCGGGCGCAGGAAUCCCAGCCCUGCUUUGGGGGCCUUUAGCGGAAGGGCUUCACGCCAAGGAGGAAUGGGUCGGCGUCGAUUCGGUAAACAAGGUGGCGGGAUCAUUGACGGAGAUUGCGGCUCGGUUUUGUAGGUAG